Molecule: messenger RNA, 1813 nt
Organism: Phyllotreta striolata
Lineage: Eukaryota; Metazoa; Arthropoda; Insecta; Coleoptera; Chrysomelidae
Source: the annotation of a GenBank genome assembly
AUUUAAUCUAAGUGAUGGAAUUAAUUAAAUAAUGAAAAAAACAUACAUGGACAAAUAUUGGCAAUUCGGAAAACAAGAAUCCUUUAAUGUAUACCAAUUUGACAUUGCGAAAUUCUGUCACCAAUUCCGAUGAAUUAGCUUUGGGGGGGUAAUUUAAAUUAGGCCGUAGAAAAUGCGUUCCGGUAAAGGAAAUCCUUUCCACGGGCCCAAUACGUUCAUAUACGAGUACGAAGCUCCUGAGAGACCUCAUCCUGCUCCUUUUUUGGUGUCGGCGCGAAGGGACUUCUCCCACUUGAACCCGAAUUACUGCGAGAGCCACAUAUAUGGCGUCAGAGAUGAUAUGAAAGAUAGACGAAUGGGGACUUCUCCCAGCAACGCAGCUCCAAGGGUGCUACACGACAUAUCACCAGGUGCUCCUGUUACUAAUUACAUCCCCAAAGAACCCGCUUGUCCAGGAGCUUUCGAUAACAAAGAUAAGAAGAAAUUACCGAAAUUCUACACGUGCAGAGUAACUUACAAUGCACUGGGUGAAGGCGCUUCUGUGCCUUCCCAUAUCCACAAAUAUGGCUAUUAUAUGAACGGUAUGGGUCAAUUAAAAUUGGUACCAACAGAUCAUAUGGAUAGGUCAGGAGGACCGGCAAAGUACGGGUCUAAUAUGAAGAAAACAAUCUACGACGAAAUGUACAAAGGAAUAAAAUUCCCCACCUCGCCGCGAGAGCAGCGCAAGUACCCCAUCCCGGGCCCGGCCGAUUACUCCCGAGGGGACGUCGAUUUCCACAAAGACCCCGUUGGAGAUCAGAUACGCAGCAUCAAACGUUGGAUGACUUACAUACCGAGGUACAUAGAGAAUCUACAAUUGGAGGCCAUCAACGGCCCACCUAGCCCCACCGAUUUCGACACCGUGAAGCCCUUGUGCCAAAGGUCCCCUCCCAUCAACCCGCUACCCUUCGUCACGAGCGGUCCUAGGUUUCCUCCUAUUAAGCAAGCUCCUGAUCAUUAUGACAUAGUCCAACCUACUUAUCCAGCUAACAAACUGGAAGUGUCUUUCCUGAAGAGCGCCGAGAGGUUCGUGGACGAGAAACCGACUUGUCUUUCUGGUCCAUUCGAUUACGACGUGCCCAGUCCAAUAGACGAGAAACUCUACAAGGGCAUGGCUGAGGCGGCGGGUAAGCCGCCCUUCGGUCAGGGCGCCAAACGAUUGCUCACCGUGCCGUCGAGUAACCCAGGACCGGCUGAUUACGGACCGAUCGCUCCCAAAAGAGAGAAGAAAACCAGGAAACAACCCACAGUCUCGUUCCGCUCCAAGACGAAGCGAUGGACGAGCGAUUCUUAUCCGAAGUGGGAUUAUCUGAAGGUCGCCGAUGCUCACGAUUUCGUGAUUAAGGGCAGAGCGACAUCGCUGGGAGGCUAUCCUUUCAACGUCGGCAGCAAAAGGGCGGGAUAUUUCGAUAUGCUGCCCACUCCACCAUUCACGAAAUAUUGCAACAAACCGGAGCUAACCUCGAAGGGAUUCUAUAUACCGCAAGCGUUGAGAUUUCCCAAACCCAGAGAUAUUAUUCCAGCACCCGAUGCUUAUUUGAUUCAUCCGACUCACACGUCUAGCAUGUACAACGCCUUCACCACGCACAAUUUGAAACUGAAGGAAGCCGCCGCCAGGAUGGCCUUCAGGGUGAACCCCAAGGAUACGGAUUACCUGUGGAGGAAGGAGAGGAGCAAGAAGAAGAAAAUGAAAUGGUUCUACAAGGACGGCAAGGAUUACGUGCAUUGCGUCAAGGACAUGAAACCGUACAAAGGAAAAUAAACCAUAUACUCG